GAUUUGAUCCCUCCAGCUUUAGAGUCCAAUAUUUUUUAUUUAAUAAAUAUAAAAAAAUAAUAGUUAGAGUCUCUUAUUCUCUUAAAAAUUGGACUGAUCGAAGUUAAUUUUAUAAAUUAUAAUUUAAGAAAAUAGAGGUGCUUAAAGCUUCGAAAUAAUAUAUAAAUAAAUAAAUAACAUUAGCGGUUUCUUGAGCGCCUCGUAUAUUUCCGCCAUCUUGAGCUGGGAGAUGGCGGGCAUCGAAGGCCCUCUUUCCUCGUUCUCCCCAUCUUCUUCCUCGUAGCAAUUUCAAAUUCCCCGCGUUUUGCUCUUUCUCACAUGGUGGUUGCCUUCUGCGGAUUAAUUAUUUCUCCUAUGAAUGAUUGCUUCCAAUGCCGCUUUGCCAAGCAAUAUCAGAUGCGUUUGGUGGACGCUUCUCUUCUUAUUUACUGCAAGCAAAGCCCUCCAUCGUUGCCAUUCUUAGGGUUUGAGUGUGCAUCACGGUCGUUUUCCCCCUUUGACUUCCAUGGCGAAAGCUUGCAAGCUUCUUCUUCUUUGGAGUUUCUUAGGCUGAGGGAUUGCUGCUUUCCAAUUUCUAUCUUUCGCUCUCAGAAGCCGUGAUUGGACUAUCUUGGCUGGAGAUGGAAGUUCGGAUUUGGUCAUCGCGGGUCUUCCUGCUCUUUUUCUACUUUUUGUCGAUUGGAAUCGCUGAGCCAGUGGAAGAUAAGCAAGCGCUGCUCGAUUUCCUUGCGGAGGUGCCGCACGGCCACUCGCUGAACUGGAGAGAAGGAACUUUGGUGUGUGGAAACUGGAGGGGAGUGUUCUGUAAUCGAGAUCGCUCCCGGGUCGUCGAGCUUAGGCUUCCUGGGGUCGGGCUCAACAGCCGAAUACCUCCGAAUACGCUCAGCAGACUCACUGGGCUCCUCAUUUUGAGUCUUCGUGCCAAUGGUCUCACUGGCCCCUUCCCGGCCGAUUUUGUCAACCUUGCUGCUCUAACGGGACUACACCUUCAGCUCAACAGCUUCUCCGGUUCUCUCCCAACUAAUUUUUCGGCGUGGAAGAAUCUUACGCUGUUGGAUCUCUCAUAUAAUGAUUUUAAUGGGAGCAUCCCCGCUUCCAUCUCCAAUCUCACUCAACUCGCCGCUUUAAAUCUCUCCAACAACUCUUUAUCUGGCCGAAUUCCGGAAAUCCAACUCCCAAGGCUUCAGUUUUUGAAUCUCUCCAAUAACCACCUUAAUGGCAGCGUCCCAAAAUCACUUCAGAGGUUCCCAAAUUCCUCCUUUUCAGGCAAUGAGCUUACUCCAGUUUUUCCGGCUAGCCCUUCGCCUUUACUACCAUCACAAUUGUCUCCUUCGGACCCACCAACAGCAAAUUCCAAUGUUUCCAAAGGGAAGAUUACUGAAUCUGCGCUUCUUGGAAUUGUACUUGGUGCUACUGCUCUGAUGUUCGUGGCCUCUACCAUCUUACUGGUGCUGUGUUAUUUGUGGAAGCAUAAUAGGACUAUUGCCUCAGGGAAGGAAUCAAAAGGCCAUGAGUCUCCGGAGAAGGCUGGGGCUGUGAGUCAGGAUGAGAAUAACCAGCUUGUCUUCUUUGAAGGUUGUACCUUUGCAUUUGAUUUGGAAGAUUUGUUAAGGGCUUCAGCUGAGGUGCUUGGGAAAGGUACUCACGGGGCAGCAUAUAAAGCGGUGUUGGAGGACACCACGAUUGUGGUGGUGAAGAGGCUCAAGGAAGUUUCGGUUGGGAAAAAGGAUUUUGUGAUGCAGAUGGAGGUGGUGGGUCAGGUUUUGCACGAGAAUGUGGUGGAGUUGAAGGCUUAUUACUACUCAAAGGAUGAAAAGCUUAUAGUAUAUGACUACUAUAGCCGGGGGAGUGUUUCAUCAAUGCUACACG
This is a messenger RNA of Dendrobium catenatum, 1869 nucleotides long. Its product is annotated as probable inactive receptor kinase At4g23740. The record is from RefSeq and is a predicted model, not a curated record. Lineage: Eukaryota; Viridiplantae; Streptophyta; Magnoliopsida; Asparagales; Orchidaceae. Gene Ontology annotation, molecular function: protein kinase activity; protein binding; ATP binding. Gene Ontology annotation, biological process: protein phosphorylation.